Messenger RNA from Saccharomyces eubayanus, 3306 nucleotides. RefSeq lists its product as uncharacterized. Lineage: Eukaryota; Fungi; Ascomycota; Saccharomycetes; Saccharomycetales; Saccharomycetaceae. The transcript has a single exon. The coding region runs from base 1 to 3306 and encodes 1101 amino acids. The record is from RefSeq and is a predicted model, not a curated record.
AUGGUUUUACUUAACAGAAAAGAAGUUCAACUUGAUGGAAGAGAGCUGGCCACAGAUACCACUGAUAGAAACACAUGGGAAAUAAAAGAAACCGGUGAACGUAUAAGUGGUUAUGACAAUUAUUUGAAAAGAUUGGAGUUUUAUGGAAAAGAAAUAUUUACUUGUGAAGUUACUGGUAGAAACUUUAUUUCGUAUUUUAGGGCAUUAAUAAGCGAGGAAGAGCACCGAAGAAAUAUCGAAUCCCUUUUACCAAAAGAGUUAAGAGAGGCCAUAGCAAAUUUUGCCAAUUUUAACUCAACAAGGAAGGUUUCAGCUCUUGUAGAUAAAACAUAUCGGCGAUUCAGCAACCGGUUCUUCAAUGGUGAAAUAGUAUGCUUGAAAAAUUCCCAAGAAAAAAAUUUGCUUCUGCCUAAUCCAGAAGAAGAAGUCCAAUCAGGAUUCCAGGGUACCCACAUUGACAACACUUUGUUUGUUAUCAGAGAUGUGUUUCCAUCAAAAGAGAUCAUAGAUAGUGAAACUGGGGAAAAUUUAGCUCCAAUCUCGUCAUUACAUAUUAUCACGGAAUACCCAAAUCAGCAACCUAAGGGGAGGGCUUUCAUUGCAGGCCACGAUCAGAUUAAAAGACCAAUCUCGCGCUUUUCAAAGUUUUUGGUGGCCUGUUUUCUCAAUGAAAUACUGGUAAAAGUAUCCAAUAAAAAAUACGCUCCAUGGAGGGUGAGGCAGAAGUAUGUAAAAACAUAUAAUGUGAACCCGGCAUGCCCUCCAGAAAUGGUGAAUUAUUUACCAGACGAGGUGGAAACAGCUACCUGCAAAGUAUAUACACCGUUAACCAUACCGCUAGAGGAAGAUGUUGAUCCAGAAAGGUCACCAUCUAAAAUGCGAAAAAUUAGUUGCGAGAUUUCAACCAAAUUUCAUGAUAUAUAUGGCACUGCGACCUCCACUGAUCACAAUUCUUUGCAGUCGAUUUUCGAUGACAGAUAUUUGCCGUUUACAGGACCACCGACCCCAUUCAAGAGUAUUCGGUAUUUAGAUAGUUCGCUAGAAUACAAAACUGCCGACACGCAAUGGUAUAGAGAGUGUGCUCAAUUUUCAAUAGAAAGAUUACUCAUUGUAUACCGUUUUUUAAAUUCUUUCGGGCCCUUUAUUGGUAUUACACAUUUUAACUUUGAUGAACUUCUAACAAGCAUCAAAUGCAAUAAUCCGGAAAUUCUUGUAGAUGAAUUUGUGAAAAUUUCCUUUGCUGAUGUUGACAGCGAAGGAAAUUCUAGAAGGGGUAAGAAACCGCGAAGAGACAAGUAUGGUCGAGACACUAAAGGCAAUAUAUGUCAACGGGAAACGGCUAACAUUCGUAAUCCAAAUGGGAGUUACACCCUACUUAGCAACUUUACAAGGAACCAAGAGGUGAGAAAAUUUAUCACAGAUAAAAACACCAACUUUUUUAAGUGCUCGAUAUUUAAAGGUGAGCCUGUUAAAAAUGACGUUAUUGAUGUAUCCCCUUAUAAUAAAGCAGCUAAUCUCUAUAUUGAAAUAGUCUGUUCUUUACUAUGCCUGAUAAUGGAUAAAAGAGGUGAUUGGACUUGCAAUGUGAUGGAGGAAUGGAUUGAAGAAAAGGAGGGAAGGGAAGAAAAAGACGAAACGAUUGUUGACCGAAUUGUAGAAAAAUGUCUUAAUCAUGAAAAAACUAACUGGGCUGAACUUCUAUCUGAUAGGAAAUUUGAAGGCGGUAAUUGGUUAAUCUGUUUGCUGGGGGUACUUCAAGACACAAUGCAUGUUGCAAUCUAUACUGAUAUCACCAAACGGUUUACAGAAAAGGUGGUACCGUCAGCCAUUAAUUUCGACAAUUUGGGGAGGGAAUUAUGGCAAAACUUUUGCAAGAAUUUAUCUACAAGAGACAAAAUUGAUAUAUUAUGGGUUCUUGUGGAUCUAGUUUCUAAUUUUUCGAGCUGUGUUAAGCAGUUGGUAGAUGAGAUCCCUUUUCUACACCAUGGGAUCCGAUCAGAAUUAGAUAGUGUUAAAAAUGAAUAUCAUAUAUCGAAAGAACAGCUGAAAAGUGUAACUGAGGAGCUCAAUCAGCUUUAUAGUAAUCCAUUGAGGGAGAAAUAUGCAUUAAACGAGUGUGAAAGUAAAGCAAAUGAACAUGGGGAAAAAAUGUCACGCUUAUCAAAAGAUAUUUCAUAUCUAGAGGCAAAACUAAUUGAAAGCGAUUUCGAAAGAUUAGAGAUGUUAGGCAAAGAUAGAUAUGGAAAUCGGUAUUAUUGGAUGGAUUCGAAUGGUUCACCUUUAUUUACUGGUUGGUCGGGUCAUUGUCAUUAUAACUGCUGUUUCUUGUGGGUUCAAGGGCCCUCUGAAGACGAUGCGAUUUUUUACUUGGAUAUCGACAGAGCCUCUUUGAGGAAAUGGAAAUCAUUAGCAAAAACAAGUGACUGCGCCCAUGCGACAAAGGAAGUUUUUUCAAUAACCAGAUCGUCAAACGGGUCUUAUUUUCACACAGGUGAUGGUGAGGAUGUAAUGAUGAUUGAUUCGAAUGGAACAUUGCUCCUAUCUACCGCUCCAUCCCAUAUACACAGGAAAAUAAUAGCAGAAACUCCUGAAGGACUGUUACUCUCUCCCCACCAGUGGUUUUUCUUUAACGAAGUGGAAGAUAUACGCUUGUUAGUAGAUAGACUUGACGUGCUGGGAGAGAAUGAACACCGGCUAAAGAAAUCUUUGACAUCUAAAAUGAACCGCAUCGAAGCAUCAUACAAACAACAAUUUGAGGCUAAAAGGAAUAUUGAGUUUGAUCGCGCCUCCAAAAAAUACUAUAGGCUGUGGAGGACUAAUACAUUUACUUGGCCAGAGUUGGAGAGAAUUGAGACAAUGAGUAUAUUAAAAGAUAAACAUCCUUUGAGUAUUGAGAAGCUUGCUAAAAACCUAUUCAGAGUACACAAGGAUGAAAUCACUGAAGCACUCAUGAAAGACGCAUUUUCUCUUGGAGAAUAUGAAAGAGCAUUUUUUGAGAAGCGGCAUGAAUUACUUUAUCCUUUAGAUUUUCAUUUGGAAGAGUUAAGUACAUUUGAUGAUGAAUUUGUUUUCGAAAAGAAAAUAGAAAAACAAGAGGAUAUCCUUACGAAGCUCUUGAAUUACCGAAGGCAUAGGCAUAUUGAUUACACGGCACACUGCAGGACAAAACUUCAAAGGUCGAAAGAGGCUGCAUAUCUUAAUGCUCAGGAUAUAUUAAAAGAUAUAAACCGUCAUCUUCUCUCAAGGCAUGACAGUAUCGCUGUAGAUGACUCGGAAGAUGGUCAUAGGAAAGAAUCUUUUAUUUGA